Messenger RNA from Chinchilla lanigera (long-tailed chinchilla), 2999 nucleotides. RefSeq lists its product as uncharacterized. NCBI's taxonomy places the organism in Eukaryota, Metazoa, Chordata, Mammalia, Rodentia, Chinchillidae. The record is from RefSeq and is a predicted model, not a curated record.
GCGGGCUUCUGUCCUGGCCUUAAAGGCCCCGGGAGACGCGGGGCUGGUGCUGCUGGGAGCCGCGGGGCCCGCUCCGGGGCGCGUGCCUCGCAUUUCUCCUUGUUCCCACGCUGUCCUGCGCGCGGCCGGACACACAGGGUCGCCAGCGAGCGACAGCGAGACAGCCCUGCAGACGCCCCCUCCUGCUGUGAGGUGGGGGCACCGCCUGCCGCCGAUGACCGAGCCGUGCACCCCAGCACCCUCCCUGGCCAAGCUGCUCUCGGCCCCCUGCGCCCGGGCGCUGAGCGGACAGAGCCGCAGAGACUCCUCGUGGAAGUGCUUCUGCUUGGCGUCUGUUAGCGGACAGAAGCUGUGGCACCAGCAGCAAAGCAUCCUGGCAGAGUCACCAAAUGCCCUACCCAGCUGACACCUGGAGACACCAGGCUCUACCAACCGGAGGACUGAACCAACCUGAUUCUUACCCGCUUUUCUACCCAGAGAAGCCCAUCCGUCCAGGCCUCCUCCGCCCCUCCUUCACGCAGUAUUGUGUGACCCGGGCUGUUUUACAAAGGUUUCUGUCUGCCAAAGCGAGCUCCACCCGCCCGUACGUCCCUGCGGAUCCAGGCGGUACCCGACCCACGCACCUGCAGCUCACACCUCCCUGCCAGGCUGUGGGUGAAGGGACCUGCAAGGAGCCAUGGACAAGUGUCACCUGUGGCCCUCGGGGUGGCCGCUAUGCUGGAUACGGCUGCGACGCGGCCCCUCAGGAAGCCCUGGUGUCUCCGGCUUUCUCAUGGAGACCCGGAGUUGGUGGUGGCCAGCUGCCCGGCCUCCCUCGGAGAUGAGCUCCUCAGCACUAUAAAGGGACACUUCCAGGUGCAAGUCCAGGGGUGCUGGGCUCUGUGGGGCUGAGACGCGCAAGGAGGAGAACUUCCAAAGGAGGAGGGGCGCACUCCGAGUCAGAGCGGUCACGCCCGCGCCACUUUGCGAAUGUCCCGAAGCCUAUUGAGGUCACAGUAAGCUGAUCUCAGUUACCAAGAGAAAAAAGGCCGGGUGUGCUGGUCUACACCCGUAACCCCACACUCUGUGAGGCUAACGCAGGAGGAUCGCAAGUUCGAGCCUAGCCUGGGCAGCUUGACUUAACAAGACUCUGUCUCAAGAUUAAAAAAUGGAAAAAUGGCUGAGGAUGUGGCUUAGGGUGAAGGCCCUGGGUUCAAUUCCCAGCGCUGAAGAAGAGGGGUGGAGGAGACGGAAGGAGGGAAGGAGAGAGAGACAGACAGACGGACAGACAGAGAAAGGCAAAGGCCAGGAAUAGAAACACACUGCAACUCUUGGGAAGCGGAGGCAGGAAGGUUGGGAAUUUGGACUAUGUGGUGAGAUCCUGUCUCAAAAGCAGAGAGAAAACUACCCUUGCUCUUACUCUUCUUUCCGGGCUAAAAAUUUACAGCAGGAACGCAAGGGGGCGCUCCAAAACCCACUACCUCCCCUGGCUUACAAGAGCGCCCCCCAGUGGUGGGUCACGGGGAAAUCAAGCGCCCACGCUCUCCUCUGGCCCGGGUGCUGGCAGCCGCUGGCAUAGGAAGUCCAGAGGUCCCUGCGGCCCCUGCGGCCCCUGCGGCCCCUGCGCCCCCUGGGACAGGGCUAGGGUGUCUGAGGGUCCCGCAGAGGGCCCUAGCCUCAGAGAACUGCGGGUGGGGUGUGGGGCGGGCUGGGUGUUGGGGUGCCAGCUCCCGGUUUUCAGGCCUCACCCCUGAAUAGGGAAGCCCGAACUGAGGGGUUGGGGAAGCAAUCACCACCAGGAUAAAAAUAGCAAACAAAUCCGAGACGGCCCAAUCUGUACAAAGGGGAGAUUUCUUCUCAGCGCUGCUCGCCGCUCUGCUGACGGGGCAGUUCAGCUCCCUGCGGCCUCAGUUCUGCGGAUUCCCCAGCCGCCAGCCCGGCUCUUUAGCUGGAGCAUCAGAGCCGUUUCCUAACUUGGGACAGGUGGCCAGCUCCUGCUCGGGAGCUUUCCUCCAUCCCUCAGUCACUAUCGAGAGGGAUAAUUACCCUGGGAUAAUUACCGAAUUCAUGCACGCAUGUAGCUUAGCCACUGUUUGUGGGGUCCCUGUAAGUGGGGUGUGCUGCUGUAUCCCCGACUGUGUCACUUUCAGUCUCCCUGCAGUUCCCCGGCAUGAAACUCACUGGGCAGAUGAUAAACUGAGUCACAGAGACGCGCCAGUCUCAUGACCUGUCUGAAAGGUCGUACAAGUGAGGCGUGGUAAUCCCAGCACUCAGGAAGCUGAGGCAGGAGCGUGAGUGUCUGAGGCCAGCCUGGGCUACAAACAGAGUUCAAAGCCAGCCUGAACUGCAUAGUGAGACCCUCCUUCUCUCAAAACAAAUGAAUAAAUCAUCGUACAGACCUGGAAUUCUGGACCCAUGAGGCAGGGCAGUUUCGCACUCCAUAGUGCCCCACACGAUAUACUGGGUGCCGUCUGACAGAAGCCAGGGCCAACAGGGGGAAGCCCCUCUGGUAUUAUUGAGAUGCAUGAAAAUUCCCUCCUGGGCCUUCAGCCCAGAGAAGUGAGAGUUCCUCAGGUCCAUUUGCUGCAGGGAUACAUUCUUUUAUUUUUUUAUGAGGGGAGGUUGAGACAGGGUCUCGCUAUGUAGCCCAGGCUGGCCUCAAACUUGAGGCCAUCCUCCUGCCUCAGCCUCCUUAGUAGUGGGAUUACAGGCAGGCACCACUGUGCCCAGCUCUUGCCUGGAAACUUUCACAGAUAUAGGUAACUGGUAUCUCCCGCAUCUCCAGCUAAGAAUGGGGACAGGGCCAGUUUCCUUGUGACAUCCAGACCGAUGAGAAACUCGGCUCUGGUCCUAAGGAUUGUGGGAAGGAUGUUUUCCCCAUCCAAAGAUCCCCCCCCCACAAAGAGCACUGGCUUCUAGCCCACCCCAAGGCUCAUGGUCACUGUCUCAGGGGCAGCCACUCGCCACAGGUGUUGCCAGAAUUGAGUCAUGAAAUAAAGUUUACAACUCAGUCCUUCCCA